This is a messenger RNA of Metarhizium acridum CQMa 102, 1653 nucleotides long. RefSeq lists its product as uncharacterized. NCBI's taxonomy places the organism in Eukaryota, Fungi, Ascomycota, Sordariomycetes, Hypocreales, Clavicipitaceae. The record is from RefSeq and is a predicted model, not a curated record.
AUGAAGCCCCUUGUAUUGGCUUUGACAUUGUUUCUCCAUGCGGCAGCUGGGGCCAAACUGCAGCCACCUCCGACCAGAGGCGUGCCAAACGGCCACUACGGUGGAGAUGCGGUUGCAUUCGCUAACGAGACAUUCGAGCAAUUCAUCUUGGCGCAAAUGAAUGAAUGGCAUGUUCCGGGACUUGCCAUGGCCGCUACAGAGGGGAAUAAAACUUGGGCCAAGGGCUUCGGGUAUGCAACACUGGGUUCGGAGCCCGUCACGCCUUCGACGUUAUUCUACUGUGGUAGUAUGACAAAGUCAUUGACAGCCGCUGCUUUGUCAAUAUUGGUAGACGAGCGCAAAAACGGGAGCAAUAUGCAAUGGACCACUCCCAUCUCCAGCAUACUCAAGGACGACUUUGUCCUAUCCGACGCUUGGGCUACCGGCCACAUAACGCUCGAGGAUGCGCUAUGUCACCGCACUGGCUAUCCACGGCAUGACUUUUCAGGCCCGUUCGGCAACUCAUCCGUAGACAUGAUUCGGAAAUUUCGGCAUCUCCCCAUGUCCCAGGAGCCCCGCGUGAAAUGGCAGUAUAGCAACAUGAUGUACGGCACAUUAGGAUACGUGGUUGAGCGCAUAAGCGGAACAAGGCUGGCUGACUUCUUCCGAGACCGACUCUGGCACCCCAUGGGCAUGUUUAACACAUUCUUGCACCCAGGCGACGCACUCGCCGGCGGCUGCCGCCUUGCCCACGCCUACUACUACAACAACGAUACGCAACAGUUCGGCGAGUUGCCGUGGAAUGAUGAGGGAAGCGUCGCGGCUGCUGGAAUGGCCAUUUCGUCCGUCCUCGACUGGUCCCGGUAUCUACGACACAUGAUUUCGGAAUCGGGGCCCAUUCCCAAGGCUGGCCACGCAGCCCUUAAGGCGCCGCACAUGGUGUCAGAGCAGGACAAGCGCAUAUACUCUGGGACCGAGUUUUACGGGCUGGGCUGGGGUUCUAACAUGAUCCAGAAUGAAGCCGUCUGGUAUCACUCGGGAAGAGUUAGCGGCAUGCUGUCCUACAUGGCAUUUAUUCCAGCUCGGAAAUUUGGAUUUGUCAUAAUGCUUAACACGGAGAGUGUGGCGGCCCUCGACUCCAUCUUUUCCACCACCUUGUUCAACUAUUUCGAGGUGGCAUCGUCGAACCGUUAUGAUAUUAAGCAAGGAUGGUACGACUUGUUGAGAGACUUGGAUUAUGGUUUACGUAACUGCUCGGCCCGUCUGUAUCCGGGAACAGGCGCCGAGGCAUUGCCAUCAGGCAUAGUACUAGACGACUUGGUAGGGAGCUACUAUAAUGACGGCUAUGGAUAUGCCAAUGUGACGCUGAGAUGUGACGACUGGAAACCAGCAAACGGGUCCCCCAGCGUGCUGUCUCUUACGUCAGAUGGGUGUCGGGUCGUUAUUCCUCGGUCUGAGCUGUUUGGCAAAAAUGUUUCCUUUCAGUUGCAAUACGUGUCUGGGGAUCAGUGGCUGGCUUGGUUCUUUGUUGACGACUACAAAACAGUGACGAGGCCAACCGGUUGCUACAGAGUCCAGAUUGUCCUUGGGCCUGAUGGAAAACCCGACAUGCUUGGCCUGGACAUUAGGAUGGAGGGAGACGAUUUGCCCUUGACCUGGUUCAAAAGGGCUUGA